Messenger RNA from Mucor mucedo, 864 nucleotides. RefSeq names its product inhibitor of apoptosis-promoting Bax1-domain-containing protein. The record is from RefSeq and is a predicted model, not a curated record. Bases 55 to 819 code for a protein of 254 amino acids. NCBI's taxonomy places the organism in Eukaryota, Fungi, Mucoromycota, Mucoromycetes, Mucorales, Mucoraceae. The transcript has 3 exons. Gene Ontology annotation, cellular component: membrane.
GCAUUUUAUUUUGCAUUUUCAUUAUUUUCUUCUUCCCUCAUUCAAUAAAUAAGCAUGUCAGGAAAACGAGAUUAUUAUUACAGUGACCAAAACAGUUCUAGCAGUAGUAGUAGUAGUAGUAGUACGGCAUUAACCAGACCUGUUCGACGACAUUUAGUCAAUGUAUACCUCACAUUAGCCGCCAUGUGUGCUAUUGCAACUAUUGGGUCUCAAGUUGGCAACUAUUUCGGUCCAAGCAGUUCGACCUUAGGUUCCCUGGGUGCAGUUGGGAGUGUUACCAUGUUUCGAUAUACUUCCAUUAACAGUCGUAGACGAUGGGCGUUACUUGCUGCUUAUUCUAUCUCUAGUGGGAUUGCUCUUUCUGCAUUUUUAUCCAUGUUUUUACACGUGGAUCCUACAGGAGAUCUUAUCUUUUUAGCAUUAUCAUCGGCAGUGCUGAUAUUUUUAGGCUUUUCUGGUAGUGCCUUGAUGGCAGAGAGAAGGAGUAUGCUAUACGUUGGCGCUUUUGCAAGUAGUAUAUUGAGUGUGCUACUAUGGUUAUCAUUGGCCAAUGCGUUUUUCCUUAGAUCAUCAUCUAUUUUCUCGGUGGAAUUAUAUGCUGGAUUGUUAGUUUUUUCAGGAUUUGUCAUGUAUGAUACGCAAAUGAUUGUGGAGCGAGCAAGUGCAGGUGUGUUGGAUAUUCCUGGUCAUGCUAUGGAGCUAUUCUUGGAUCUUUAUUCCUUGUUUCUUCGAUUAGCAAAUAUUUUAAUGAAGAAAGAGAUUGAUCGCGAGAACGAAAAGAAGAGAAAGAGAGUGAACCGACUCCAAAGAGAUUAUUGAAAAAAAUAAAGAGGAAGUUUAACAUAUCUGUUAUCAAUCAUUUAG